AUGGACUUCGCCGCCACCCAGAACUUCUGCGAGGGCGCCACCCAAAACUUCUGCGACGGCGACGAGAGCGACGAGGAGGACAAACCACAGUUGAUCCGGCUCCUCGACGGUGGUAACGCUGGGGUGACCAUGCUCCCGUCUGUCGACGGCGGCGUCCUAUCUAUCGGGCGCGCCGCGAGCGACGACGGAGCGUCCGCUCUGCUCCUGACCGACGAAUCGCAGCCACAGCCGCCCAAGGUCUCCGCUCGCCAGGCAGAGGUGCGCCUGGUCAACGGCGCCUUCACCCUGCACGUGUUGAGCAGUGCGACAUUCACGUUCGUCAACGAGCAGCACUACAUCAAGCCCGGGGGCGGGUCGCCCCCCGCCGUCUCGCUCUUCCACGAAGACACGCUGCGCUUCGGUGGCGGCAUCAAGGCAUCCCAACGCUACGACAAGUUUGUGUUUAGGGUCCACGCGCCCGAGCACCCCCGCCCCGGCAACAAUGGCGUCGCUGCAGCUGCGCAGGGUGGCGUCACUGGCGAGAUGCCGAUCGUGGCGGAGCAGAUUGGCAGCGGCGAGGGAGAUGGCGAGUGGGCGAAGGCUAGCCUCCUCCUCCCGGCCGUCGCCACCGAAGCGGCGAUCGCUGCGCCCAGCGCUGCCACGUCUUCAGAGGCACCGAGCGCGCCAGCAGCCUCGCUCCUGGGAAAGCGAGCCGCACCGGCGUCGGAUGUCAUGCUGGGUGCGGCAGCGGGUUGCGCGGUCGCGGGUGGCGCGGUCGCGGGUGGCGAGCCGGCCAGCACAGAGUCGGCAUCGGCAGGCCAAGCCUCUGUGGCAGGCUCAGCGGGGCGUGAAUUUCAGGUGGCGACGCUUUCUAGUUCGGCCCGAGGCGUCGAGCGCGGCUUCAAGGUGCGUUUCAGUGCGCGCGGGCCCGAGCAGGCCGGCUGGUCUUCGGUGCUGCCGCCAGUGCUCCAAUUCGCGGUGGUCAAGCGGGAGUCGAUCACGCCGUCGCUGCAGCGCGUGGCGUUCCGUCUGACCGACCUAGCGGGCGAGUUCGAGCCGUGGCUCAAGUUUGUGCGCUCGUCGUCGUCGCGGUGCGGGUGCAUGCAACUGCCGGGCGGCGCAAGCGUGAUCACCACGGCUGUUGUCGGCAGCGAGCUGGCGUGCGAGCUAGUCGGCGGCGGUGGGGCACUGGCCGAGAUGGAGCGGCAGCUCGCCGCCAAGAGCCGCGCAAUGAGCGAGCUGGCAGCGGAGCGAGACGCCGAAGCAGCGGCCCGCAAAGAGGCCGAGGAGAGGGCCGUGGAGCUGCAGCAGGAGGUAGAGGAGUGGGAGAACCUCUCGCGCGACGCAGCGACGAUGCGCGAAGGCAUGGGGCAGCAGGCGGACUGCGGACCGGGCGAGCUGACGCAGCAGCUCAAGUCCCCUCCGCGCCGCUUUCGAGCCGUGGCUCAAUUUGUGCGCUCGUCGUCGUCGCGGUGCGGGUGCAUGCAACUGCCGGGCGGCGCAAGCGUGAUCACCACGGCUGUUGUCGGCAGCGAGCUGGCGUGCGAGCUAGUCGGCGGCGGUGGGGCACUGGCCGAGAUGGAGCGGCAGCUCGCCGCCAAGAGCCGCGCAAUGAGCGAGCUGGCAGCGGAGCGAGACGCCGAAGCAGCGGCCCGCAAAGAGGCCGAGGAGAGGGCCGUGGAGCUGCAGCAGGAGGUAGAGGAGUGGGAGAACCUCUCGCGCGACGCAGCGACGAUGCGCGAAGGCAUGGGGCAGCAGGCGGACUGCGGACCGGGCGAGCUGACGCAGCAGGUGGACGAUCUGUGGUCGGUUGUCGAGGAGCCCGGCGACGAGCUGCGCCAACGCGACCAGGAGCUCAUGCGAAAAGUGCGGCUGCUGCUGGAGCGAGCACUAAACAGGACCUUCGACGGAGGGCGCGCCGUCCCCACUGGCUUUCGCAAGAUGGCGCUGCACGACAAGCUAGGCUCGCUCCGCGCAAGCAGCAAAACGGGCUACGGGUGGUGCCAUGCAGCCAGCCUGACCCCCUAG
This is a messenger RNA of Emiliania huxleyi CCMP1516, 2007 nucleotides long. RefSeq lists its product as hypothetical. Lineage: Eukaryota; Haptophyta; Isochrysidales; Noelaerhabdaceae. The record is from RefSeq and is a predicted model, not a curated record. Bases 1 to 2007 code for a protein of 668 amino acids. The transcript has 4 exons. Gene Ontology annotation, molecular function: protein binding.